AUGCCGCCCAAAUCUCUCCCCCCUGCUAAACUCCAGCAGGUUCUUGCUCACAUUCACUCCCUAAACACAACGUACACUCUAAAAGACCUCGAGAAGCUCAUUCCCGCGGCGACCGGUGUUUCAGGAAUGUUGGUGAAAGACUACCUGACCGCACUCGUUGAUGAAGGACUCCUUAGGGUCGAGAAAAUUGGUAACGGGAACUGGUACUGGGCUUUCCGCUCCGAGGAAACAAAUAAUAAACGGCGGAUUCUGAAGAAUUGUCUCGAGGAGAAAGAAAAGCUUUGCUUCGCCAUCUCAGGGCUGAAAAGGGAAAUUGGUGAAAUAGGAGCGGUUGGGGGAGAAGGGAACGAGGAAUUAGUGAAGAGGGUCCAGGGAUUGAAGGUGGUAAAGGCGGGUAUGCUGGCUGAAAUCACGGAGUAUGAGGAAGAGAACGUGAGUAGAUUUAAGAGAGAGAUUGACGAGAUGAGGACUAGGAUUAAUCUCACUAUUGGUAAGGCUCACCCCGCCACCCUAGUUUCCGGCUAAUUGGGUAGACAAUCUUUACACGUUGGAGAAGUACGUAAAAGAUGUUACAGGUGGAGACAGAGAAGCCCUGGAUGGUUGCAGAAAGAUGUUCGGUAUGGAAGAGGAGAUGGAAUAUCUCUAAAUGCACUGAAGCAAGGUAAGUUAACGGUGCCUUCAGCUGGGGCAUGGUGCUGUAAGUAAAGCCACUCAUUGGGGUAUUGUUUCUAGGAUCACGGUAUGUCACUCUAGUUGCCUUAUGACCUGAGCUGCAAGUUUACAUAGCACACCACACAAUACAGUCUGAUAUGGCACGGUAACUUGGAGUAAACUUACCAGGGGUAGUUAGCUGGGCCAAUAUGGGAAUACGCUUUCUAU
Molecule: messenger RNA, 879 nt
Organism: Tuber aestivum (summer truffle)
Lineage: Eukaryota; Fungi; Ascomycota; Pezizomycetes; Pezizales; Tuberaceae
Source: the annotation of a GenBank genome assembly